AUGAGAAAAAGCGCAAUCAUUACAGUCGGGGAAGACCAAAGACUACGGCAAUUUUUAAAAGCACGGCGUUAUACAUAUACGGGGCAAAUUAGCCGCAAAAUCCCAUCGGCAAGAAAAAAACUGCUCGGUGAUGGUAUUCCGGCUAUUCGAGAACAUUGA
Molecule: messenger RNA, 159 nt
Organism: Spathaspora passalidarum NRRL Y-27907
Lineage: Eukaryota; Fungi; Ascomycota; Pichiomycetes; Serinales; Debaryomycetaceae
Exons: 2
Coding region: 1-159 (52 amino acids)
Source: RefSeq, a predicted model, not a curated record